AUGCCUCCUGGCAACGAGAAAGGACGCCCGUCAGCCUCGGGCAUCCAGGGCGGCAGAACCUCAAGAGCGAGCGAGGCCCUCGCCCGGUCCCGAAGCCAAGGUGAAAAAGGAGAUUCUGGUGACAUAGGGCCCCCUGGCCCUAAUGGAGAACCAGGCAUCCCUUGCGAGUGCAGCCAGCUGAGGAAGGCCAUUGGGGAGAUGGACAACCAGGUCAGCCAGCUGACGGCCGAGCUGAAGUUCAUCAAGAACGCGGUGGCCGGCGUGCGCGAGACGGACAGCAAGAUCUACCUGCUGGUGAAGGAGGAGAAGCGCUACGCGGACGCGCAGCUGGCGUGCCAGGGCCGUGGGGGCACGCUGGGCAUGCCCAAGGACGAGGCGGCCAACGGGCUGAUGGCCGCCUACAUCGCGCAGGCCGGCCUGGCCCGCGUCUUCAUCGGCAUCAACGACCUGGAGCGGGAGGGCACGUUCGUGUACUCGGACCGCUCGCCCAUGCAGACCUUCAGCAAGUGGCGCAGCGGCGAGCCCAACAACGCGUACGACGAGGAGGACUGCGUGGAGAUGGUGGCCUCGGGCGGCUGGAACGACGUGGCCUGCCACGUCACCAUGCACUUCCUGUGCGAGUUCGACAAGGAGCACGUGUGAGCGCGCGCGCCGGGGAUGCACCUGCCGCCAGCCAGGGGCGGG
Molecule: messenger RNA, 684 nt
Organism: Suricata suricatta (meerkat)
Lineage: Eukaryota; Metazoa; Chordata; Mammalia; Carnivora; Herpestidae
Gene: COLEC11
Product: collectin subfamily member 11
Exons: 4
Coding region: 1-642 (213 amino acids)
Source: RefSeq, a predicted model, not a curated record